GGUGCAGUAGAAGAGGUGGCCGAGGGGUACCGGGUGGCUGUUCUUUGAGAGGGUUGGGGGACCAUCCUUCCCGAGAUCUUUCGUGGCCCCGGGUCCUGACUUCGUGUUGAGGAGGCCCCGUUCCCGAGACCCGGCCUGAGCCGGAUAAGCCCCAGAUAGCUCAUUCUGGAUAUGUUGCUGUUUUUCGCUUUGGGACUCCUCGUACAUUUUGUGUUCUUCGCCUCCAUCUUUGACAUUUAUUUUACAUCUCCUUUGGUGCAUGGAAUGACUCCUCAGUUUACACCAUUACCUCCUCCAGCAAAAAGAUUAGUGUUGUUUGUUGCUGAUGGCCUGAGAGCAGAUGCUCUUUAUGGAUUAGAUGAAGAUGGAAACUCUAGCGCACCUUUUAUUAGGAAUGUUAUAAUGCAUGAAGGCAGCUGGGGAGUAUCUCACACACGUGUGCCAACAGAAUCUCGGCCUGGCCAUGUAGCCCUAAUAGCUGGGUUUUAUGAGGAUGUCAGUGCAGUUGCCAAAGGAUGGAAAGAAAAUCCUGUAGAAUUUGACUCUCUUUUUAAUGAGAGCAAGUACACAUGGAGCUGGGGGAGUCCAGAUAUCUUGCCUAUGUUUGCCAAAGGUGCUAGUGGUGACCAUGUUUAUACAUAUAGUUAUGAUGCCCAAAGAGAGGAUUUUGGUGCCCAGGAUGCUACAAAACUGGAUACCUGGGUUUUUGAUAAAGUUAAGGACUUCUUUGAUGCUGCAAGGAACAACCAGUCUUUGUUCUCAAAAGUAAAUGAAGAAAAAAUUGUUUUUUUCUUACAUUUAUUAGGAAUAGAUACAAAUGGACAUGCGCACCGACCAUCAUCAAGGGAAUAUAAGGACAAUAUUAAAAAAGUUGAUGAUGGAGUGAAGGAAAUUGUGUCAGUAUUCAAGCAUUUUUAUGGUGAUGAUGGGAAAACAGCAUUUAUUUUCACCUCUGACCAUGGAAUGACGGACUGGGGUUCCCAUGGGGCUGGACAUCCUUCAGAGACUUUAACUCCUUUAGUCACCUGGGGAGCCGGAAUCAAGUUUCCUGAGAAAGUAUCAGCUCAGCAAUUUGAUGACAAAUUUUUAAAAGAAUGGAAAUUGGAAAACUGGAAGAGGCGAGAUGUUGAUCAGGCUGAUAUUGCACCACUGAUGGCAUCCCUUAUUGGAGUUCCCUUUCCUCUUAAUUCUGUGGGAACACUUCCUGUGGAUUAUCUUAACAACACUGGUCUCUUCAAAGCAGAGAGCAUGCUUACCAAUGCAGUACAGAUUCUUGAGCAGUUCAAGGUGAAGAUGACUCAGAAAAAAGAAGUUACUUUACCAUUUUUGUUUACACCAUUUAAGUUGCUCUCUGAUUCUCAACAGUUGGAUAUUUUAAGAAAAGCAAGGUCUUACAUAAAACAAGAAAAGUUUGAUGAAGUAGUCUCCCUCUGUGAGGAACUGAUUGACCUUGCAUUGAAAGGAUUGUCCUAUUAUCACACUUAUGACAGAUUCUUUUUGGGCAUCAGUGUUGCAAGUGGUUUUGUGGGAUGGACAUCUUAUGCUUCUUUGUUAAUCCUCAAGUCUCAUUCUAAUUUCACAAGAAGUUCUAGGAAGGAAGUUAAGAAGCCACACUAUCUCUUGCUGUGUAGCUUUGUUGCUAUCGGUGUUUUAGUGGUGUGUUUCCUGCUGAUCCAAGUCUGUCCCUGGACUUACUACGUGUAUUGCUUGCUGCCAGUACCCAUAUGGUAUGCAGUUCUAAGAGAAUAUCAAGUUAUUCAAGACCUGGUUGCAUCACUGUUGACUUUUCCUCCGAGCCAUUUCGUGGCCCACUUACUUGUCUUUAUCUUGGGAAUUGAAGUACUGGUGUUAAGUUUCUUCUACCGCUACAUGCUGACAGCUGGACUGAUUGUGUUUGCGGGUUGGCCAUUUCUCACUCAGCCGUGGACCCAAGCAAAGAUCACCUACCUGAGUUGGGCUCUCUUCUCUUUGCUUCUGGCAGUGUUCCCACUGAUGCCUGUUGUGGGUAGAAAGCCAGAUCUCUCUCUAGUAAUGGGUGCAGGCUUGCUGGUUCUUCUGUUGGCCCUGGCUAUUGUAACAGUUCUCACAAAAAGAAAAAUUACUUUGGUAAAGGAGGAGCUGUUGGUACUUCUAUUACAGGUGCUGAGUACAGUGCUUUCUAUGUAUGUUGUGUACAGCACCCACCACAGUCUGUUAGAGAAAGAAGGUCUGCCUCUUAUGAAUCAGAUUGUGAGCUGGACAACGUUGGCCUCUUCCUUGGUUGUGCCACUCCUGAGUUCCACAAUUCUCUUCCAGCGACUGUCCAGCAUACUUCUUUCCUUGAUGUCAACCUACUUGCUUCUAAGCACAGGGUAUGAAGCUCUCUUUCCAUUAGUGUUGUCCUGCUUGAUGUUUGUCUGGAUACACAUGGAACAAGAGACCCUGCACCAGCCUGGUGUUUCCUGUAAACAGAAGCUCACCAGCAUUCAGUUCACCUGUAAUACUGAUAUAGCUCAGUUGCGUCUGCUUGAUCUGGAUGACGUCCGCAGGGCCUUUUUCCUUGUUUUCUUUUUAGUGACUGCAUUUUUUGGAACUGGAAAUAUAGCUUCUAUUAACAGCUUUGACCUUGCCUCUGUGUAUUGCUUUCUGACUGUGUUUAGUCCUUUCAUGAUGGGAGCUCUAAUGAUGUGGAAGAUUUUAAUUCCAUUUGUUCUUGUGAUGUGUGCCUUUGAAGCAGUUCAGAUAACUACACAGCUGUCAUCAAAAGGCCUUUUCCUCAUUGUUCUUGUCAUAUCAGACAUCAUGGCUUUGCAUUUUUUCUUCUUGGUCAAGGAUUCUGGCAGCUGGCUUGAUAUUGGAACCAGCAUCAGCCACUAUGUGAUUGUCAUGUCCAUGACCAUCUUUCUGGUAUUUCUUAAUGGCCUGGCACAACUGCUCACAACAAAGAAACUCCAACUGUGUGGCAAACCCAAAAGCCAUCUCCUGUGAUGUUGGUGAAGCCAUCAGUCAACAUCUGCAUUCUGAUUCUCCUUAAAGAAAAUCCACCAAGGAUUCAAGAAGAUGGAUAAAAGUGCUUGUUGCACAAGGCUGACAACUUGAGCUCAAUCCCUGGAAUCCAUGGUGAUAGGAGAAAACAGACUCCCAGAAGUUAUCCUUUGGCCUCCAUGUGCAUGCUGUGUGGCCCCCACCUCCCACCUCCCACGAUAACAUUGCAUCUAUGAAAGAAGAUGGAUGCUAAUUCAUAUUCUCCUUUAGAGAAUGUUUCAUCUGGAAUUCUGGAUUAUAGGUGGUCUGACAUAAUGGAGCUUCCUUUUUCUUUCAAGUUCCUUUGUGACCAUUUCCAAGGAGUUUCUUUUCUCUCUAGGUUUUGCAGGCUUGAAAUGAUGAUUGUAUCUUACAAUGUCAUUUGUUUUUUAUCAUCAUUUGUAAAGCAUCCUUUGUUUUUAUUUUGUCUGGCAACUUUUUCCCAGUAGUGUUUGAGAGCACCUGCCACCCUUUAUGCCUCAUAAUGCAAUCAUCCAAAGGAUGCCCCUGUGCAGGACAGUACUGACACUCUCAAAGUCAUCACUGUGGAGGGCCUGAAUGGAAACCACUAGUUACAACAUAAACAUCUGUCAGCCCCAUUAUGGGGCUGCUUUUGUAGUAGUUCUGACUGCUCCAGCAUGUGAUGAGUAAGACAGGUGGGGCCCGCAAUCUGGGAUUUACUGAACCUCACUGGGAAGCUGUCUGCCCAGCUUUGCUAUUUCUGUGUCCUCAGUAUGUUGGCUUGUGCCUCUCUGUGAUGCUUCUACGGUUCUCAUAGACAGCCAGCUAGAUGAAGUUUCCACCUUUACCUUCUGUCCAUUUCUGGUCAUCUUAGAAUUUCUGGGGACUCUGUCUUUGUUGGUUAUUAUUUCAACCUCAUUCCCCAAACCAAAGGCUAUAGUUUCCUGACAGUAUCAUAAAGACUCAAAAUUACUCUUUUGAUCUUGAUGUUUUAGUUAGACCAAAGGCCUAUAGCCAUCUAACUAGAUUUAGAUUUCCUUUUGUAUAUUCCAAUGAAUGAGAUAAUUUGAGAGUAAUUUUAAUUUGGGUUUCCCAUACAGUGACCUAUAUAGUAUAGAGUUGCCUAUAGAAUGAUGUUAAGUGCUUGGCUCAUAUUUUGCUGGUAUGUAUCCCAUUUUAAAAAACAAUUGGUUUUGAUUCAAGUUAUACUAUUACUAGUCUGUAUUAGUGACCAGAAAGCUGCUUAUAAAUUACUAAAUGUUUUCAAAUUGGCAGGUGAGUAAACAUAAUCUAGGAGAGUAAGCUCAAAUGAGCAAAAUAUAAUUCAAUUUCUACGUAUGAUGAAGUCAUAAUUUAUUUAUGAUCAUGCCUCCUGAUAUGGCAGGGAACACAUUAUAGUAUAUUGAGAGAAAAGUGCUGGUCCUAAUACCAGCCUCAGCACCACUGUGUAAGAGUCUAGACGGCAGCUAAAAAGCUGCUGCAGCAGUGCUAACCCUGGAAGAACAAGGACCCAGCUGCCUUCCUAGACCCUCAGGUAACUUCUCAUCCCACUAUGUAUACACCAUUUACCUUUGUGCAAUUUGAUUUACAUUCCUCCUCUACAGAGGAAUCAAUACAUUGUUAAAGGUUUAUUUUAAGUGUGUGUGUGCACACAUGCAUGCACAUGUGAGCACAGGUUGUUAGAUCCCUGAAGCUGUAAUUACAGGUUGUGAGAUGCCUGAUAUGGGUGCUGGAAACCAAAGUCAGGUCCUUAGCAGGAAUAGUUUUUUGUUUGUUUGUUUGUUUGUUUGUUUGUUUUUAAAGUACUGAGACAUCUCUCCCAACUCCAGAGUUAAUAUUUUUAUAACAGCACUGUAAAAGGUGCUUCCUGUCUUAUGUCUUUUUUUCAUUAUGUAUUACCUUUAGGUUGGCUCUAAUUUAUAGAAGGCAAUGCUUCUGCAGCAAUAACUCUCCCUGCUGCACUGUUUAAAUUAGGAAAAGCUUUUAGAAGUAGGAAUAUAUUGGGCAUGGUGGCAGAUGUCUGUAAUCCCAGCACUUGGGAGGUAUAGGAAGGAGAUCAUGAGUUCAAGGAUAUAGAAAGUUAGAGACCAGCCUGGGCUAUAAAACCCUGUGUUGAAAAGAAUUAAAGUUGGCAUCUCAAUUUGAAAAAAAAAAAUUAAAAUAAUGAAUGACAGAGGAAAAACAUACUGUGUUAAAUGAAUCAUGACUAAAUCUUGGAUACUAAUUUACCAAUAAAUUCUUUGUAUUUUACUAUUUAGUGUAUAAAGUCUUAGAACACAAAAUUCCUUCUUCUAUUUUAGAAAAAUUAUAUUACAAACGGUGUGGUGACACAGGCCUCUGUAUAAUCCCAGGGUUUAGGAAGCUGAGGAGGAGGAUCACAUGUUCAAGGCCAGUGUAGGUCGAUUACCAAGUCCAGGGUAGCAUGCAUUAUGUGAGGCCCCAUGUUAGGAAACAAUGAGGUGAUGGUAGGGGACUGUUGUACUAUAUGUGAAGAAUGACAUAACCCAUUUGUCAGUGACAGAACUGAACUGGACAGUGACUCAUCAGUUAUGGUGCACUUCUCAUGAAAAGUGCACUCCAGAUUUCAGGCUGUUCACACAGCAGCCCUCUUCUUGUUGCCAUCUGCACUUUACAUACUGUCAGUAGUAAAGAGUUUCUUUGUUCCUCCUUUUGAAACUAGUUUCUGAUGCUACUCAUUCAGGGGGUGGUGAAGGGUUGCAUAGUCCUGCCUCUAGAGACAGGCAGAAGCUGUGUCCCCUCUCCUGAUGGGAGCCAUGUGAGCUCCAUAUACUUUUAGAUGCCAUCUCAUCAGGAGUCUGGAGAGAAUAAACCAACUCAGUAAUGGAGAGGACCCCCUAUCUGACUAGUGCUCAGAGGCCCUUUAAGAGACCAGAGGUAGCCUGACUGACAUCUCUCCUUUCCUCAAUAGUUCUUUAUGUCAGCAGUGCCCUCAUCCCCUCUAAAUGCUUCCUAGUGUUCAUGCUCAUUGUACCACAUGCUCUCAGUAUACUGGUAAUGUCUUCGUAGCAUUUUCUAUUUCUACACUGGUGUAGUUUAUAAAAAUAUUUUUCUGAAUGUAAUUCUAUAAAGAAAAUUUUUUAGGUGUAUGUCACUAAUUUUCUCAAGUACACUAAAAAUGGAUUGGGUUACUGAUGGACUCACCAUUAGAAUUGUAGUAUUUAUGUGUACAAAUAGUGUCUUGAAGAUAAUUUCAAAGCAUCAAUUGUUGGUGAAUAAAUACAUGAUCAUAAAAGGUUUCCCUGAUGAAGUAUUUGGGAAACAUCUAGGUGAGAAAAGGUUUAAAGGUGCAUUUAUUUUGGUAGCCAAUGAAGUCCAUUUCUGCAGGAUGUCCAUGCCCACAACUUCCACAUGCUGCAGACUUUCCCCCUCUACAUGGGUAAGCAUAUUUUACAAAUUUCUUCAUGUAGUUUUUCCGCACAAUUUUCACAAAAGGGUGUUGUACAUAUAGUUGAAUUUUUCCCCUUGCAACUGGCAAAGCAUAUUUAUUAUAAUCGUUAAACUGGGUAAACUUCAGAACAUCCUGGGGAUUUUGCCUACGUAUCACUGUCUGUCCAUUUUACACCCUCAGCCUGAAAAACAUAGUCACAACCCUCAGCUUGUUUUCUUGUGAUCCUACACUUUUAAAAGCAUAACUUUGGUCAAAAACUGUGAAAACAAGAUCAAGGAAGCUCAGAUCCCAGUAUGGGUGGCAGAGGGAUCAUACCCUCUUCUGAUCCCCUAUUGACAAAAUAUGGCUGCAGGGGGAGGGGCAGUCUGCUUGUGUUCCUGUAGAUGGUCCUACACCCACUGUAGAGAGCUGCGUGAAAGAUGGCGCCGGCUUCUGCUUUCUGCUAGCCCAACAAGCUUGCUCUCUGUGGUAAACAACUCCAUUUAUGGCUUGAUUUGAGGCUUGGCUUUGCUUCUCUGUGUGUGUGUGUGUGUGUGUGUGUGUGUGUGUGUGUGUUGUACCUGUGGGCAUUCGCCACGUGGCUUGCUGGGGUUGGCUACCCAAGAGCAAUUUAAGUUGAGGGCGGGCUUUCCCUGGGGUCAGAAGAUUGUUUCAGGUUCCUGAAUAAACUGCUUAAGGAAGA
Cricetulus griseus (Chinese hamster) is the source of this 7055-nucleotide messenger RNA. The record is from RefSeq and is a predicted model, not a curated record. NCBI's taxonomy places the organism in Eukaryota, Metazoa, Chordata, Mammalia, Rodentia, Cricetidae.